AAGUGAAACCAUAGCCACACCCUCAGAACAGCAGCUAUAUAUGCAUAUAUAUCUGAUAUCACCAAUAUCUUAGCAUAAAGGCUACACAAAUGGAAGACAAAGUUGCAAUAAAAAAAUUGCUGCAAGUUGAGGAAAAGCUAUAUGAUAAUAAUACUAUGGGAUCUACACUUCUCAGUUUGAGCCUGAAUAAUUCAGAACAUUCUCUCCACCAAAUUCAAGGACAACCCCAAACCCAAAUGGGUAUGCUGCGAAUCAAGCUUGAGGAAGCGAAGAAAGAGAAUGAAAAUUUAAGAGCUAUGCUAAAUCAGGUUAAUGAACACUAUACUGCUCUUCAGAAUCGCUUGCUUUUGACGCUGCAGCAGCAUCAACUAUCUUCAUUAUCUCCAAAUAAUCACCACUUGCAGCAGGGAAAUGGACAACAUGUUGAGAAACCAGUGUUACCCACUAGACAGUUCUUAAAUAUUGUUGAGACUUCACCUUCAGAUGGCAGCAAAACAGAAGGAUAUGCCUCCCUUGAAAACGUUGAGAAUAACAUGUACAGAAACCUUGCAUAUGCGUACAAUGUUGAAGGUAAAAUCAACAGCCAAAUAAUACCGCAAGAAGCGAAACGCAUAGAAGAUCAAGCACAUGGUUCUUGCAUGAAAGCUAGAGUUUCCAUACGGGCACGAUCUGAUUUUUCUUUGAUGGGAGAUGGGUGUCAAUGGAGAAAGUAUGGACAAAAGACAUCCAAGGGCAACCCUUGUCCCCGUGCCUAUUAUCGUUGUAGCAUGGGAACUGCAUGUCCAGUUCGUAAGCAGGUGCAAAGAUGUUUUAAGGAUGAGACAGUUCUCAUCACAACCUAUGAAGGAAACCAUAAUCAUCCACUCCCACCAGCAGCAAGACCUAUGGCAAGCUCAACAUCAGCUGCAUUAAACAUGUUCCUUUCUGGCUCAACCACAAGUUUACAUGGCAGCAGUGUGUCAAAUUUAAGCCUCUUCUCUUCAUUAUCUAAUACUGCUUCCACUGCUUUAGCUACUUUCUCCCCAUCUGCAUCAUGUCCCACAGUAACACUGGACUUAACCCAACCCACUAAUGACUACUUGCAAUUCCAAACGGCCACUUCAUCAAACCACAGACAAUCAUUGUUCCCAUUGCCAGAGUACGGUUACACUCAAACAUUUGAGGGGUUGAACUUGUGUUCUAAGCUUCCAACUAUGGUAACUGCAGAGAAAAACCUUGCCUUGGUGGAUGUUGUGAGUGAAGCUAUAACCAAAGAUCCUUCUCUCAAGGCAGCAUUAUUUGCAGCCAUUUCCUCACUCAAUGGAGAUUCUCAGAACAUCAAUAACCACAACCAACCUAGUAAGAGUGGAUAUGAUCCUUGUUCUAAGAUGCCUUCAAUACCACCACAUCAACCCUACACUACUCAAUUGAUUUAGAGUUAAUAUAUAUUAUAGUUGUUAAAUUAAUAAAUCCAACAGCAAAUAUGGCUUGCCUGCCAGAAGAAGAGGUGAACAUGUUAUUUAUAUUUAAAUAUA
This is a messenger RNA of Gastrolobium bilobum, 1514 nucleotides long. Its product is annotated as WRKY transcription factor 6-like. The record is from RefSeq and is a predicted model, not a curated record. Gene Ontology annotation, biological process: regulation of DNA-templated transcription. The transcript is spliced from 6 exons. The coding region runs from base 90 to 1415 and encodes 441 amino acids. Gene Ontology annotation, molecular function: DNA-binding transcription factor activity; sequence-specific DNA binding. Lineage: Eukaryota; Viridiplantae; Streptophyta; Magnoliopsida; Fabales; Fabaceae.